AAACUCGGAGUGCGAGAUGGCUGGCGGAUACUGUGUCGUCAAGACAGCCGCCAUUGCAUGUCAGGAGAUGGCUGGCCAUGCGUGUAGCAGAAGUGACGAGUUCUGUUGUAAACGGCAGUUCCGGUCUCAGGAGGUCAAAGUGGUCAAGAGGUCACAGUGUUCUCUACAAGGCGGCAGCUGUGUUCCCCUGAUUGCAGGCAUUAGCUGCCAGAGACUGGACGCUGCCUGUGAUGGCGUCUUGAACACCUGCUGUCUGUUUCAAGCAGAAGUCACGACAACUCCGAAGCCAGCGAUCAGCCAAACCUGUGAGAGUGCAGGCGGUAUCUGCAUGUACGUCGGUGCCGCCAUUUACUGCCCCAGCAGACUUGACGCCACCUGUAGCUUGAACGGCGACGCGUGCUGUCGUCUGCAGAGCUAAAAAGGCAGACAAAGGCCUACUCAAGUCAAAUUUUUUACCACAAAUAGAUUUCAUAGCUGUUGGAUUAAACACCGCCCCCUCCCCCAAAAUAACUAUUCUUUUCAAAUG
Physella acuta is the source of this 526-nucleotide messenger RNA. RefSeq lists its product as uncharacterized. The record is from RefSeq and is a predicted model, not a curated record. Lineage: Eukaryota; Metazoa; Mollusca; Gastropoda; Physidae.